GGUGACACCGACGGCGAUUGCUUUGCUGUGUGGGUCCAGUUCUUACUUCUGUCUCGCGCGUCAGAUGACACAGGAAACCGACUCCGAUUCCAGCUGGAGUUAGAGUUCGUUCAAUGCCUGGCAAAUCCCAAUUACCUCAACUUUCUUGCACAAAGGGGCUACUUUAAAGACAAAGCAUUUGUGAAUUACCUUAAAUAUUUACUCUAUUGGAAAGAACCUGAAUAUGCAAAAUAUCUGAAGUACCCUCAGUGUCUGCACAUGUUGGAGCUGCUCCAAUACGAACACUUCCGCAAGGAGCUGGUGAAUGCUCAGUGUGCCAAGUUCAUUGACGAGCAGCAGAUCCUGCACUGGCAGCACUACUCGCGCAAGAGGAUGAGGCUGCAGCAGGCCCUGGCCGAGCAGCAGCAGCAGAACAGCAGCUCUGUGAAAUGAAAGGGAGUAUGAGGUGUG
Messenger RNA from Acanthisitta chloris (rifleman), 450 nucleotides. It is a transcript of the gene MED31, whose product is annotated as mediator complex subunit 31. Gene Ontology annotation, cellular component: mediator complex; core mediator complex. The record is from RefSeq and is a predicted model, not a curated record. Gene Ontology annotation, molecular function: transcription coregulator activity. Gene Ontology annotation, biological process: regulation of transcription by RNA polymerase II. NCBI's taxonomy places the organism in Eukaryota, Metazoa, Chordata, Aves, Passeriformes, Acanthisittidae.